This is a messenger RNA of Cercopithifilaria johnstoni, 204 nucleotides long. NCBI's taxonomy places the organism in Eukaryota, Metazoa, Nematoda, Chromadorea, Rhabditida, Onchocercidae. The record is from the annotation of a GenBank genome assembly.
AUGCGAGAUGAUUAUGAAUAUGCAUUGGAAGGUAUUGCAGUUGAUUAUGUUACUAAUCGACCAAAAAGUGAAAGCAUUUCUCGAAUACAUAAGAAUAGACAUUCACAAAAUGCUUUUGCUUCAUCAUUAUCACCACCAUCAUUAUCAUCAUUAUCAACAAAGAAUGCCAUUGUUUAUCGUCAUAAAUCAACAAUGCAUGGAUAG